This is a messenger RNA of Fusarium redolens, 1344 nucleotides long. RefSeq lists its product as uncharacterized. Gene Ontology annotation, molecular function: oxidoreductase activity. The transcript has 4 exons. Lineage: Eukaryota; Fungi; Ascomycota; Sordariomycetes; Hypocreales; Nectriaceae. The record is from RefSeq and is a predicted model, not a curated record. The coding region runs from base 1 to 1344 and encodes 447 amino acids.
AUGCCUAGUGGGUCCUCUGCACCGACCUUGCUUAGAGCUGGUAAUAAAGGGGAUCCUGCCUGGAGCAUUGUUCAGAAUCUUUUAGCAGUUAACCACCAAGAGUACCACGUUUUCUUCUCCGAGGUCCACGAUGUUUUGUUGCAUAACCAUCUCCCACAUCAUGCCUUGACCUUGUACUCGCUCGGUGCCACCAAAGAAAAGAUUGAGUGGCACUUCAACAACAAUACGGGAUAUCAACGAGACCAACCUGAAAUCGCCGCGGAAUUAUCUGACUCGCUGUCUGAUAUCUCUAACUUCAAGCGGCAUCUGGGAGAUCCCAAGGAGUAUAGAAAUUUUCUCCUAUUCUUCCGCCGAGAGAUGGAGAGGGACGGGUACGAAAAGGCCGUGAAUCGCUUCCUAUUUGGCGGAGACGCACUCUCUAAUGAGAUAUUUGCUCGAUUAUUCACUGGUUUCCUUCACCCCCUCAUCAACGCGGGCUUUGGCAUUGAGUUUGACCUUCCUUUUCUUGUUUGUGAGGGUCUCGCCAUGGCAUGCACGCAGAAUGAUGUCGAUGUGGUCCGGUUCAUGAAUGAUAUCGAAGAAUCAGUCUCGGCCAAUCAAGAGAGAGUCAGUCUUGUUGAGAUUCUUGACCUCUGCUCGUCUGACCAGAAACUGAUUGAUGCAAUUCCCCUGGAACCUUUCCAUAUUUUGGACACAGAGGGACUGUUGGGCACCCAGACAGCGAAAGUCGUCGACUACGCCCGUCGAUUUGUUGUCAGUGAGGAUGAGAUCGCACUCCGAUCAGCGGAAUUGUGCAAUGCUACUUCGGUCAUGUUGGCUGGCGCGCAACGGUACAACAAGGAGCCCAGAAUGGACUUCUUCAUUAUGCAUGCAACCAACAGCUCCAUCUUGGUAGACUCCAUUGUGCGCAAGAGCUGGAUUAGUCCGGUGAGCAAAGCCCGCUUGCUUUCUUGGUUUGGCAGAUUCUGCAUCAUAUUGCACAUGAUCUCAGGUUGUCCAAAACUCGACCUGGGUCCCAUGCGUGCGUACGGCCCUCCGAACGGGCUGAAAACGUGGAUUGAUGCCGUUGAGAGCGGCAAAGAAUACAGAGAUGAUGGCCAUGGGUGCAAAAUGAUACGAGCUCUUAUCCAUGCUGAGCAGGUUAGCAGGCCAUUCGAGAAUAGGCCCGAGUUUCGUAUGAAGAAGUCCGAUUUCGAAAAAGCUGCACUGGUUGUUGCGAGCAGCUUUCUUCCCAACGACGUGGUCAGCCGGGCCGGAUACGAUCAAGCUGAAGCAUGGGUCAGAUUCGCCGGGUUUGAUAGUGCCUGGGAGGGCGUCCCUACUUUGACGAUUGCCGAAGCGUAG